AUGUCGGACGGAGAUCCGGGCUCUGCAAAGAAGCGCAAAGCUGGAGCAGAGUGCUUGAACGGCAUCUUGAAACGGUCGACGUUUCGCAUAGUCAAGCUUACCAUAGCUGCGGCGAACCGCCAAGACGCCUGGGAGAAGGGCUGGGUGAAUUACGAAAACGACCUGGUCAUCGUUCCCCUCUUCAAGCUGCAGCAUCCGGAGUGGGCCCAGUCCCAUUUGCAGAUGGACACAUGGCUCACCACGAUGCAUGUGAAUUGCAAUGGUGGCAUCUUUGAUUGCAAACGCCCGGACGUCAAGGUGUGGAACUUCUACAAGUUGGAGUCUGUUGAAAAGCAGUUCCAAGUCAAGACGUGCAUCCUGAAAAACUUGGUCACGAAGUCAACCAAAACCAUGAAAGGCGAUGAUGAGCAAUCCUGGGACUUGUUCUUCGGAAGCCCUGGCACUGCGGCGCUCUGGGGAUUCUGGGUGAGCCUUGGGGCGGACACGGAGAUUGCCAUCAUGAAGCAGAGCAGGGAUAUCAUGCCCGGCUCUGUCGUCCGCACAAAGACGCCCAUGAGCGAUUACUGCAAGAUACCAGCCGACUGCGUGUGGGAGUCCACUUCCCACAUCCUUGGGCAGAUCAGCUUCACGGUGGAUAUGCAGACAAGUUGGACGAAUUGGGUGGAACGCAUUAAGGCAAAAUCGAAAAUGGCAUUGAUUUUCGAUUUGGAAAGGGACAUCCAUAUCGCGGAGCGCGAGUUGGACUCCUUGAAGCGCAGGAAGAUGAAGCUUUCCCGCGAACUCAGCGAGGUGGAGCGGGCUGACAUGGGCGGCGAGGGCGAGGAAGCUGCGGGGUGCAGCAGCAGCAACAGCGGUGAGUGA
Messenger RNA from Symbiodinium pilosum, 861 nucleotides. Lineage: Eukaryota; Dinophyceae; Suessiales; Symbiodiniaceae. The record is from the annotation of a GenBank genome assembly.